CUCUGUCUCUCUUCUUGUUCUUCUUCUUCUACCUCCUCACUUCUACCCUGUGUUUCUUGCUUAAUUUCUCUCUUUGUAUUAGCAUUACUGCUGCAUUUCGUGGUUUCUUUCUCUUUUUUUCUGUGUUUCUGUUCGUUUCACUUAUCAGAAACCGUAGCAAAGAAAAAGCAGAAAAAAUGCCUGCAGUAGGAGGCAUAGCCCCUGGUAAUGGCAGAAAAGAAUACCCAGGAAACCUCACCGCUUAUGUGACUGUCACAUGUAUCGUUGCAGCCAUGGGGGGUUUGAUCUUUGGUUACGAUAUUGGUAUCUCUGGUGGAGUUACGUCCAUGGAUUCCUUCUUGAAAAAGUUUUUUCCUUCAGUCUACCGAAAGAAGAAACAGGACGCAGUCUCGAAUCAGUACUGUCAAUAUGAUAGCCAGACAUUGACUAUGUUCACAUCUUCACUAUAUUUAGCUGCUUUAAUGGCUUCUCUGGUGGCUUCCUGGAUUACUCGUAAAUUUGGAAGGAAACUUUCUAUGCUUUUUGGUGGAGUGCUCUUCUGUGCUGGAGCUAUCAUCAAUGGCGCGGCUAAAGCAGUCUGGAUGUUGAUUCUUGGUAGAAUUUUGCUUGGUUUCGGCAUUGGUUUUGCCAAUCAGUCUGUGCCACUCUACCUCUCUGAGAUGGCUCCAUACAAAUACAGAGGAUCACUCAACAUCGGCUUCCAGCUCUCAAUCACAAUCGGCAUCCUCAUAGCCAAUGUGCUCAACUAUUUCUUCGCCAAGAUCCAUGGUGGUUGGGGAUGGAGAUUGAGUUUAGGAGGAGCCAUGGUCCCUGCCCUUAUAAUCACCGUUGGAUCACUAGUCCUACCAGACACACCAAACUCCAUGAUUGAACGUGGCCAGCACGAGGAGGCCAGGACAAAACUGAGAAGAGUUCGUGGUGUUGAUGAUGUUGAUGAGGAGUUUAAUGAUCUUGUUCUUGCUAGUGAAGAAUCAAAGAAAGUUGAACAUCCAUGGAGAAAUUUGUUGCAGAGGAAGUAUAGGCCUCAUCUUGCUAUGGCUAUUGCAAUCCCAUUUUUCCAGCAACUCACUGGCAUUAAUGUGAUAAUGUUUUAUGCUCCUGUGUUGUUUGAUACAAUUGGUUUCGGCAGUGAUGCUGCACUCAUGUCGGCUGUGAUCACCGGUUUGGUUAAUGUUUUUGCAACCAUGGUUUCAAUCUAUGGAGUUGAUAAGUGGGGGAGGAGGUUUCUUUUCCUUGAGGGUGGAGUUCAAAUGUUGAUAUGUCAGGCAGUGGUUGCAGCUUGUAUUGGUGCUAAGUUUGGAGUAGAUGGGAACCCUGGUGACUUGCCAAAGUGGUAUGCAAUUGUUGUGGUGCUUUUCAUUUGCCUCUAUGUUGCUGGAUUUGCUUGGUCUUGGGGUCCCCUUGGAUGGUUGGUUCCUAGUGAAAUUUUCCCACUUGAAAUCAGAUCUGCUGCUCAGAGUGUCAAUGUUUCAGUGAACAUGCUCUUUACAUUUGCAGUGGCUCAAGUUUUUCUAUUAAUGCUUUGUCACUUGAAAUUUGGGCUGUUCCUCUUCUUUGCCUUCUUUGUGUUGGUGAUGUCCAUUUUUGUUUAUUAUUUCUUGCCUGAGACAAAGGGGAUUCCAAUCGAAGAAAUGGGACAAGUCUGGAAAUCACACUGGUAUUGGUCUAGAUUUGUUGCUGAUGAAGAUUUUGCCAAUGGAAAGCUUGAGAUGGGCAAGGGAAACCAAGGUCAAGUUCCCAAGAUUGUGUGAUUAAGCCUGGAUUUAUUUAGUUGCUGUUUUAUUUAUUUUUCCCCUCUCUCUCUCUUCUUCAGCUUACAGCAGAUACCACUGAUUUAAAUGCCAAAAUUGUAAUGAAUAUAUGUGUCAAAAAUGCGAGUAUUUUAGAUGGGAAUUGAUAUAUUUUGUGAACAGCACAUUGUAUAUCCAUAAAAAUAAAAAUUAAAAAAAAAAAAUUUCAAUUUCA
Messenger RNA from Manihot esculenta (cassava), 1965 nucleotides. RefSeq names its product sugar carrier protein C. Lineage: Eukaryota; Viridiplantae; Streptophyta; Magnoliopsida; Malpighiales; Euphorbiaceae. The coding region runs from base 177 to 1751 and encodes 524 amino acids. Gene Ontology annotation, biological process: monosaccharide transmembrane transport. Gene Ontology annotation, cellular component: membrane. The record is from RefSeq and is a predicted model, not a curated record. Gene Ontology annotation, molecular function: monosaccharide transmembrane transporter activity. The transcript is spliced from 4 exons.